Molecule: messenger RNA, 7541 nt
Organism: Cottoperca gobio
Lineage: Eukaryota; Metazoa; Chordata; Actinopteri; Perciformes; Bovichtidae
Gene: ccser1
Product: coiled-coil serine-rich protein 1
Source: RefSeq, a predicted model, not a curated record
AGGAAAAGAGACUCCACGUCACUGAGGUGUAAUAUUGGCGUCAGUGCAACGCAAGGUGCUACCUCAGUACGAUUUCAGUACCAUUGAAUACUUCCAGAUAUCCUCAUGUAGGCUAUGAUAACUCGUAUGACCACAAAGCGAAGAUAUAUCCAGCUGUUCGGCGUCGGUAGAGACACUGCUGGGAAUCUACUGAAGAGUGCCCCACUGCCACAGCUUCUAGAUGGGUGAAUCAGGCUCACGCCGGUCCACACUUGUGUCCCGCCUGCCGAUCUUCCGCCGCAGCAGCAGCAAGAAGCAGGAGUCUCUCCCCUCCUCUCCAUCUUCAGGUGGACAGGGCAAUGGCGUCCACACCUCUUCGCCCUCCAGCACCAACUCCAGUUCUGGCAGUACGGGGAAACGGCGUAGCCUUUUCCGAACUCCAUCUCUCAGUUUCUCAGCUAAACGGAAUAGUGAUCCACGUGUCAAGCCUAUUAACCUAAACCUCACCCCCCCUCUGACACAGACCACUGACACAAAUGGAAAUAACCAGCAGACGAUAACAACGUCUUUGUCGACGGGAUUCAGUGAAGGUGGUGGACGUCCCAAGUCACGGCACUCAUUUGGGUUUGGCAGCCACAAGCAAAAGAAAAUCACACGCUCUCAGACCGAGGAUUUUGAAAAAGCUCCCUCUUCCUCCUCCACAGCCAAUCGAAAUGUAUUUAUAAACUGUAUCAGUGGCUCAGGCGCCAAUGAGGGCGACGACUCCGGGUUCCUCGAUGAUUACAGUGGUGGUACUGGUAGUAAUAACAAACGGUCGUCACGGAAGAAGCAGCUGCUGCCCAAAUCUUUCUCAGCUCACCACCGCUUCUCCCGGACCUCCGAUCACCACAGACCUCCAGAAGUGAAUCUGGAACCUCCAAGCUCCACCACCAUCACUCCAGGGGCAGGAGAGCUCACCCCGGGGUCAUGGCCAGGCGAGCUGCUUGGUGCCGGUGGUGAGAGCUCACUCCAGUCCCCUAUGAUAUCAGAGGACCGAACCACAGCCAUCACCCCUUCAGAGUUCAUCCCGAUCACGGAGGAUUCUGUAUCCGAGGCGGAUGCUCUGCCAGCUCCCAGCCCCGGAUCUGGUUUAGCCCCAGGAUCUGCCUCUGUGCCUGGGCCAGCUAUUGACACAGCUCCACCUGAACCCCCACCUGAUCCAGAGAACUUCAGCUUGGUUGUCUCUACCUCCCAGGUUUUCUUCACUCCAGCGCAGUCCAGCACUGAAAAACCUUUACUCCCAGACACCAGCACAGCAAACAACACAGACUAUGAGACUGCCAUUUCCCUCUCAGAGCCUGAGACAGCUGUACCCUGCCUACCUCUGCGGGAACAAUCACUGGAAGAGAGGAAGGAGAGGGAGGAGGAGAGAAAGGAAGUGAGGGAUGAGGUGUCAGCAGAGGCGAGGAAGGAGUUGGUGGAGGAGAGGAAGGCAGGUUACCACACAGAGACCACAAGUGAGAGCGAGGCAUGUGUGGUUGGCAGCGAGGGUUGUCACUCUAACCCAGAGCAAUCGGAAAGGAGGGCAAGAAACAAGCGCUCUUUUCAAGAAAGAGGAAGCUUCUGUGGCUGCCAUGAGCCAAGGUCCUCUCACUUGAGGAAACCACAUGCAGCCUCUCUGUGUAGCAGUGUCAGCCCCUAUCAUGAGGUGAUGCGGAUGGAAAGGCGGCUUCGCUCCUCAUCUGAGGGGGCUGGUGGGCCUCGUAUCCAUGGAAAUCACAAAGAUGCCCCGGGCAUGGAGGGAUGUGGCCUGCUCAAACAGAGAAACAACUCCUCGUCAUCCAAACUGGGAAGUCUGGAUUUUUUGAACAACCUGGGUUCAUCAGAGCUGGAUGAAGAUGAUCUUAUGUUGGACCUGGACCUUUCUGAUGAUCAGCGACAUCGACAUGUGUCCAGAGAAGACUCCAGUCAGUCCCUGGCCUCCUGUCUUAACCUGCUCCCCUCCCCCAUGGACCCAUCAGGAGAUCGCAUUCCAGGGAAAGAAAACAAUCUGAGAGAGCCCAGCCGUCCGACCAGCCUGCUGCCUGCUGACUGGAGCUUGGGGCUGGGUUUGGGAAGGGAAGAUGAGCCAUUACCUCCAGGGCUGGAGACUCUUCCUCUCCGACUGAUGCAGCAGGACUGCACUGCUGUCAAAACCCUGCUUUUAAGACUGAGAAGGACACUGCAGGAGAGCACAGAGACGAGUCCUGUCAACAGCCUCCAGUCUCUACCCUUAAGCCCCUGCAGUGAAAAGUCCCUUCCAUUUAAGGAUCCCGGCAGAGAGGAGGCCCUGCUGCAACAACUGAGAGAGAAAGACGAGCUGAUUGUCAGACUUUACAGUGAACUGGAGAGUGCCAAAGCUGCCCUGAAGAAGAAAGACUGCCAAAUGACUGACCACGCAACACAGACAGAACACAUGGGGCCAGAGACCAGCCAUCCAAGCCGGUGGUCAGGACUAGGCAGCAGCCUGGCUUCAAGGGACCGAAGGGUAGUGCGGGGUGUGGGGGCAGCACUCGGAGGGGACCUCUGUAAUCAGCACCUCCCCCACUACUAUCCACCUCUGUACGGCCGCCCUCUUGCUUCUGAACGAUACACUGCCAGGGAGGAGCGCUACUGCCAGGGGGUCUUGGCACAGUCCACAGCCCGUAACCCUGCUCCAAACCUGGCUCCAGGCUCCUCCAACUUGUCCUGUGCCACUUCUGCAGUGGGCCUUGGUCCAAAUCAAUGCCCAGGCUCCGGUUCAGCAGCUGCUAAUCUUACCGCAAUUCCAUCUCUGUCCUCCAGGCAGCCAGAGGGGGUGUCCUCAUCGUCUGAGUCCUUAACUCUAGGAGGAGGAGGUGGCGUGAGUGUGCUAGGUGGGGCAAGGAGAGGAGGAGGAGAGUACCACCCCCCUUGCCAUAUCCCUCGUGCGGUCGGAGCCAGCGCCUCCUCAAGCCUCCACAGUCUUGCAAGCAGAGGGAGCCCCUCCCCAAGCAUCUCAUCUUCCAUCCAAGCCUCCCCUCCACCACCUACUCCAUCCCCAGCCUCCUCUUCCUCCUCCUCCUCCUCCUCCUCCUCCACGUUUACAGGUCGUUUAGGACAACCACCCCGAGGCCCUCUGUCUCUGCAUAGCUACAGUCGUAAAAAUGUCUUCCUGCAACAUUCCCUACAGACUGCCGAACUGCAAGCUCUGACGCAGAGAGACAGUUGAGGGCACACAAACAUUUACACCAUCCAUAUUGACUUUAGCGACAAAAUGUGCGACUUUAAAGAAAAACUGCUGCUCUUUUGGUAGCUGUUGCUUGUGUUUCACAGUCCCAAUUCCCCCUGAGUCAUCAACCACACGCGCUUACAAUCACGCUCGUCUGUCUUCAGACCAACCCUUUGCUGACAUUUUGUUCUCAGUUCUGCUCGCCUAAACACACUCAUAUGCAAGGUCACACUGUGAGUAUGAAAAAGGCACUCACCUAUCAGAACUCCCACAUUGUGUCAUGCUAACAGUUUAGAUGCGCUUACGCCCACAGACACAAAGUGCACGGAGACUCACAACGAUCCAGUCACACACACUUAGAUACACACACAGACACAUCACCUGUGAUAUCUCUGCCUCACAAUCUGCAUAAUAAUAGGGUGGUGAAACUGAACGCAGAGAUGAGGUUUGUUUCUGUGUUAGUAAAGAUUAGUUUUUUAUUUGAUCAUUUUUAAAAGUGAAACCAUGUGCUGCUUAAUGAACUAUGGGACUGACCAUCAUUUGGUAAGGAUAUAUUCUCACAUUGCCAAAUCCUUUAUCAGAUCAACUCCUCAUUCCUUGAUGUGCAGUGACAGAAGUCUAGAAGAAAAUACAUGUUUAGAUGAACGUACGCACGUAUCCAUGACCCUUUUACUGCAUGCUUUUUAAAAAUUUAAGGAAAAUACAGGUGAGCAUUUUUGUACUGCAACAAAAGCGGGAUCGGGGUGACUUUUAAAGUCUUUUAAUAACGUUUCAGUAUCAACUCUCACUUCAGUGUUUCAAGAAGGGAAUCAAACAAAACCUCUAAGACAUGAGCCUGUGGAGUGUUUUGAGAAGUAUAUGUUUAUCCUUUUGCUCACAUAAAUAAGACAUUAAGAACUUUUGUCUAAAUACUGGACCACUGUUUUUGUAGAAAUACAAUGUUGCAAUAUUACCCACAUUAUAUACAGGAGUCAAUGUGUAUAUGCAAUGUUAGAUUAGUACAGUACAGACAUGAAGCAUUUCAUUGUAACAUUAGAUAUCUGCCAUUUGAAUAGUUUGGUACUUAAAAUGACACAAUUACACUUAAGUAACAAGCGCUACUGAACCAUUAGCUAACAAAAGACAUCAGAUAAUGAGAUCGAGCUGAGCAACAUUUUUAGAUUUGGCACAGCUUUAUGUUGUUUUCUCCAAAAUGUAGGUUUUUAGAAUAAAACCCUUCAAACCUUUGGGGCUGGGUAUUGACCAGGGGUACCGACUGGUGCUUUGCUAAAUGACAGAAUUGAUAUCCAUUUUUAGGAUUAAAAAGGAACAAUCUUUGAAGUAAUGUCAUUACAUUUAGCUGACACGUUUUCACUAACAGUUUUAUUGAGUCAUCAAUUGAGUGGAGUCUGAUUCUGUCUGGGACGCAAGUAAUGGAACAAAUAUUGCACAGAAAGUUCUUUACUUAAUAACGGUCAAAUACCGGAAAGGAAGAAAACAUGAUUUCCCAAAUGAUCCCAUUUGAAAAACCAUCAGCACGGAGUUUCUGACUGAUACCCAGUCCUUAUAUGCUAGCCGUCUUUUCUCUUCGUGAUCUCAGAUGUGUUGGUUAUCUUUUUUUAAACUGACCUAACGAGAUGGCACAUGAUUUAAUAAGGCUAGCAAUUAUGUUGUUUUUGGACAGUAUGACUCAUACCUUUUGAGAUUGACACAUCUUAUAGCUGCCAUGAUCUGCUGAGUCAUACAACAUUAUUUACAAUUUGGUGACAAAACGUGUCAAUUUGAUAAAUGAGAAAAUCCACUUUUUUUUUUAUUGUGGACGACUGGACUGCGUAACAACCUCUUCAAUCUGCCACUGUUGAAUACUUUUGCUCUGUUGAACUGAAUAGACUGUUGAACAGCCCUUCCCCCCCCCCCCCCACAUAGGUUUUGGGGUAAACAAAUCUUAUAAUGUCCACUGGGAGUUGGGAGCCUGCUCUGCUACUAAAUACAGGCCAGGAGUUCACCGCUCCCGGCAUCUACAGAAAAUGUUAGAUUUUGUAGAAGUUGUUGACCUUGUAUGUCUCUAAACGGCACCUGGCUCUAGGGAGGUUGUAUAAAUUGUGUGUGUGUGUGUGUGUGUGUGUGUGUGUGUGUGUGUGUGUGUGUGUGUGUGUGUGUGUGUGUGUGUGUGUGUGUGUGUGUGUGUGUGUGUGUGUGUGUGUGUGUGUGUGUGUGUGUGUGUGUGUGUGUUGUAAUGCACACCUCAUGAGGCAAAGACCUGAUAGAGGUGAAGAAAAGCCUAAAGGCAGACAGUUCUGCUCCCGCUGGUGGAAAGUACGAUUCUCCCUCUGGUCUGCACACUAUUUCCUCCCUUUCUUCUUCUGUCUCUUCUAUUUAUGUCCUCAUUUCUUUCUCCACUCCUUAUUCUCCUUCAAUAUCCCCCUAAACAUUUCUCUCCUUCUAUCCCCCAGCAUCCCACUCUACUGCAUGCAAUCUUUGUUGCUCUUUUUGUUCCUGUCCUCUUGUCAAUUAGUUAUCUUCCUUCCCCACUAUCAUGUCCCAUGUCUUUCCUUCGCUGCAUCUCUCGCCCUUGCUUAGCGUACUUACCCAGAGCUUGUUUUGUCAUACAGUGUAUCUAUAACAGACUCUGUUGCAGUGGCUCACAGUCCUGGGCAUUGGGACCUGAUUUUCAUUCCAGCUGUCUAAUCAGGGAGUCAUUUUACACCGGGUGAAUGCAAUUAACUACCUGGUAGUGAAGGCGGCCAGCAGUAAUGUGGCUCCAGAGGACUUGGACAGAGAACCUCGGCUGUAAUGGGAACUAAACAUUCCCUGCUUUGUUUGUUUACAUGUGGAGGGUGACAAUGUCGUGUCGCUGGCUGACCACUAAAGAAAUACUAUUUACAUCCCUCGUCAAUGCAUGAAUCAUAAUGCUAUUGACACUGUGAAAUGUCAUAAGGGAGUGUUUGGCUCGGUUUGCACUGCCCACUCAGAUCUUAAUGAAUUCAUUUUUUCACUGUGUUUCAAACAGCUGUGGUCAUUUCAGCUGUGUUCAAAUUGCGAAAAUCCCAAAGGUGUGUUGGCGGUUAUGAGACAUAUCUUGAAAGGAAAGAAGCCACAUCUGAGAUUGCAGUUCAAAGGCACCACUGUGGUCCUGUAAAGACGAGCCUGUGUAAUUGUAAGAAUGACCUGAUAUUGAACUUCACUGCUGGGAAACAAGGGUCUCCAAUCAUGAAGUGGGCACACCUCACAAACCUCAAUUCUUCAUCCUACUUAGGAGCCUGUCGUGCAUUAAAGACGCUACAUUUCACUUGUUGGGAAGUUAUUUACUGUUUUCUGCCUUACAUAUAUUUAUUGCCAUAGAAUCAGUUUCCUAAAAGUAUCUUGGCACUAAGAAAUUAAGAAAGUGGUCAUGAAAUGACAAUUAAAAUAAUCAUGUUAUCAUUAUAAUUUUAAUGAAUCACAGAUAUUAUACUGUCCUAGCCUUUUAAUGUGCUCACUGUAAUUACUUUUGAUUUCUUUACGAAUUGCUGUAAUAAUGAAAUUGAGCUGUAUAAUUGUACAUAAGUUAUUAUAACUGUUGAUGUUCACUGUUCAUGAACUCAAACGUUUCGUGCUCAUGUAAAUGACACUUAACAAUAGGGUUCACAUACAUUGUUUGUUGGCACAUAACAGAAAAAAAAUGAAAAAAUAAUGUGUUUUUGUUGACAAAUGUCAAAUGCAGUCAGAGGUCUGAGCUAUUACCAAAGUGUUUCAGGCUAUAGUUACACAUCAGAGAACAGAUAUAACAAACUUAGGCCCCUACGCUAAGUUUUUCAUGUAAAGGCCAGUUGACUCGCUCGCAGGUGUUGGGUCGCUGGUUCAACUUUUCCCCUCUUUGAACUCCAGCCUUUGCACUAUGCCUAUUUCUGCUUCGGAUUACUUUGAAAGACAUGACUUUGCAAACUUUUGCCUAACUCUGUCAGAAAAGUGGAUGAUGAUCUAUUAAAGCUGCUUUUUCAGUUCAGGAUGAAGUCUGUGUCUAAGUAUAUAAAACUGUUGGGUAGACUUAUACUGUGAGCCUCUGACCAGCUAGUCCAUAAAUUCAUUUGGGGGUAAUCCACCCAUACGUGAAGGACAACGUAAAAUCUAUCUUUAUAUAGUAGUCAUUUUUCACUUUACAUGGUCCUUAUGAACAGUUUGUCAAGAACUGUGUGAUGGGCUUAUCGAAGGUCAAAAAGCCUUGCAGUGUGUGUUUACCCAAAGUAUUUAUCUUCACUUUAUGUCCAACAUAGUUUUUCUUUGUCACUAUCACAGUCGUCACACUCACUGUUCACAUGAGAAAUGUUUUAUCAAAAUAUUUUUGUCCUUGUCUCCUUAUUGUUAAUAUUUAAUACAAAUAAAAUUGAUGAAAACA